UCUCUUUACAGAGAAAAUGGAUUCCUAGCUUGGGAAUCCAGCUUUGGCCGGAAACUAAUUUUUUCAUAUAAAAAGAAUUUCUUGACAAUGGGUUGGUGGCCGUGGAACUGGAAGGAGGAGGACUCGGAGGCUUUGAAGAUGGAAAAAUUCAAAUAUCAAAUAGAAAAAGACGCUCGAGAGAGAACUGACAAGAAGGAAAAAGAGGAACGGGAGAGAAUCGAGAAAGAAAAGAGAGAAGUGGAGAUAAACUAUAAACUCAAAUUGAAAGAGUUGACUGAAAAUCUGGAACUGAAAUACAGAGUUAAACAACUGGAACUUGAAGACCAAAAGAGUCAACGGGUUGAAGGCAAGCAAUUGGAAAUGGAAAGACGCAAACAUGAACAAGAGUUUGAAUUGAAAAAAUUAAAGCUGGAUAAUGAGUAUAAGUUGGAAAUCGCUAGGAUAGAAGCCAGUACCCGAUCAAACCAAAACAAGAUGUGGCUCGGAAAUGUCUUUGCUGUGGUUCUGUGCUUCAUAGCUGUCCUUGUCACUGUCACAUACUUUAUGAAGGAUACAGAAGUUGUGGUUGUUAUCGAGGAUGGUAGCAGGGCCAAGGAAUUUCUUUCGAAGUUAGUGCCAAGUUCUUCGGUAGCAAAAUACGCAAACCAGAAGUCAGAUGUGUGUGAAAUUUAAUGACCUAUUUUCGUAAUUUGUUCAAGGUUUAUUUACUUAUUCAACUUCUUAUCAUUUUUAUUCUUCAUAUGUCAGAGAAAAUGUUCUCAAUUGAAUCAAUGAAGAAUUUGUUUAAACAAUUUGUUCUUUGAAAUUUCGUCAAACAAAUCGUUCGUUCAGUUCGUUUGUUAAAGUUGUUCAGAUCAAAUAGUUUGUUCUUUUUCUUCUUCAAAAGUAUGCUAAAAAUGUUUGUUCGUCAACAGUCUGGCUGACCCAAAAAAUGAAAACGAGCGUAAACUAUUUAAAAUACAAACAUUUUUAUUUUCUCUGAAUGAUCAAAACCAUAAUUCACGAAAAAUUUCUUACCUCUGAAAAAAAUUCGUCCGUUCACAAAAAGUUUGAAAAGCCUAUCUCUUUUCAACUUUAACUUCCAUUAUUUUCGUAUUUCAGAGAAAAUGGGCCUGUUGGGCCUGUUGCGCCUGUUAUUAAGCUGCUUCUAUGGAAAUGCUACUGAUAUAGAAGAUGGAAACAUUCCUUCAUUAACAAAUGAAACAGAAAAGAAAAAAUAUGAAUUAAAAGUUGUUCAAAAUACUCCAAGCUUUACAGACAACAGAAACAAGGAAAAAAUUAAAGAUUUGGAAUUAAAACUCAAAAAUGACGAGAUAAAACGGAAAGAAGCUCUGGAACAAGG
Molecule: messenger RNA, 1342 nt
Organism: Eurytemora carolleeae
Lineage: Eukaryota; Metazoa; Arthropoda; Copepoda; Calanoida; Temoridae
Product: DNA ligase 1
Exons: 4
Coding region: 88-672 (194 amino acids)
Source: RefSeq, a predicted model, not a curated record